Molecule: messenger RNA, 974 nt
Organism: Musa acuminata AAA Group (dessert banana)
Lineage: Eukaryota; Viridiplantae; Streptophyta; Magnoliopsida; Zingiberales; Musaceae
Product: digalactosyldiacylglycerol synthase 1, chloroplastic-like
Exons: 4
Coding region: 261-809 (182 amino acids)
Source: RefSeq, a predicted model, not a curated record
UAUCCUCCGCCGCCGUCCUGUCCACGCCGCCCCGGCCUUCGCCGCCGGAGCUCAAGUUCGUCAAGCGCAUCCAGUCCAAGCUGUCUGAGAUCCGUGGGGCCUGCUCGUCCCCGGACUUCAGCAGGAGGGUGCUCGAGAAGUGGAGUCCCAAGGCCACCAUCCGCAUCGAUCUGUCCGCCAUCCGAAACGCAAUCGUCUCAGAGGUGGACGUGGUCGGGGCGGUCCUCGAUGUCGGCAAGGUCAAGGGCCAGAGCUGGAGGAUGGUGCGGUGGAAGCGGGUGGAGGAGGAGGAGCAAGGGAGGGAGUGGGAGCCCAUUCGGAUCCUCAAGACAGGGCUGAAAGAGUUGGAACGGAAGAGCCAGUCCACGAGCAACGAGCUCGUCGAAAAACUGAAAUCGAGCCUGGGAUCAUUUGUGAAGGAACGCCAAGAGUCGAAGGAAGUUCCACCAUUGGAUCUACCUGAACUUUUGGCAUAUUUUGUUAAGCAAUCUGGGCCAUUUUUCAAUCAGCUUGGAAUACGGCAAGAUAUAUGUGACAAAAUUGUGGAAGCUUUAUGCAGUAGGCGCAAAGAUCAACUCAUGCAUCAUUCUCUUCCUGCAAAGGACACAUCCUUACCUGGAAAUGAGAACAGUGAUGAACUUGAUUUGAGAAUAGCCAGUGUGCUCGAAAGCAUGACCUUGGUGAACAAAAUGGUAAAGCUGCGAGUUAUCGGUGCCUUUAAAAUGUGCCCUAUUGAGAUCCCCACAUUUAGCUCCUAUGAGAGCUUAGUUAUUAGAGUAGAGAUAUGGACAUCUUGGACUAGUUAUUAGCAAAUGUUUUCUUUAACCUCCAAUACCAGUUUAGCUAUUUUUAGACUCAUCACCGAUCCAUAAAACCUCUCUUAAUAUUAUAGACUACAGGAACUCUCAACCGAGAUGGUGAAGGAUUUGCCUUUGUUGAACAAUUUAUGUUUUCUCUAGAGAUUCACUUUUCAA